UAGACUGAAGUUCUCUGUUUCAUUUUGUAUCACUUUUAAAUUUCAGUCAACUUGUAUUUGACAGGUCGUGGUCAGAAACAUCCAAGAACUCUUAUUGACAACUAAUCCCCCCACAAAAAACAAAAAUAGAUACUUCUAAAAACGUCUUAUCUGUUUCAAAGCCUGGUGUAUAUCGUUAUAUAUCCUGUGUACCAGAGCUGUAUUGUAGUCCAAACUAUUAAAAGCACAUCACUGAGCCUCUCUGUUGCACCGCAUGACGUCUCUCUUUAUUACCACAAACAUGAAUACUGCAGUUUAUUUUGACCCAAUCCCAAAUCAGCCUUCAUGCUGCCGUAAACACUCCCAUACACAAACCUUUCUGAUGUUUGGAUAAUGUUUGCAAAAAAAAAACUACAUCUCCCAGAGUUUUUUUUAUUUAUUUGUAAAAUAAAACUGUUUUCAAAUUCUCCAGCAGGAUUGAAUUAUUUAGGGACCACAGACGAGGUAGCACAGAAGAGGUAUUUAGAGAUAGUUUUACAAAUUGCCGGUUUAGAUCCUUUUACAGGAUUUGUUGACAGAGAAAAAAAACAUACACAAUGAUGACAGACUUAUCCCUUAAUUGCGCCGACUUAAAGGCAAUUAUCCGUAAGGACAUGUAGUUCUCUGCGGCUGGUGUUGAUUACUGCGUUGCUAUGUUCUCGUGUAUCUCCCGCAGUCAUGCGUGCUCCCUUUAGCUUUAAUGAAAACCCCGCUCUGACUUCUUUAAUAGUCACGUCUCAUGAGAGCGCUCAAAUACCUGACAGCCCGACAAUUACCUGUUAGACGCAUUCCAGAGCGGCUGUCAAGAGUCCCAGGUGGAGACAAGCUGGCCCUCCUCCAAUCAGGGAAGACUGGGUGGUACUACCAGCAGAGCGAGUAAAAAAAAAAAGUCCCACAGAUUGGAGGACGAGGACAGAGGGGAGGGAGAGGCAGAAUGUAUCUGAGUGGGUCAGCGGGCUAAAGAUAGCAGCUCUGGCAGAGACAUCAGCGUGUGCGGGAGUGAGAAACACAGAUAGACACUGAGGCAGAGUCGAGGCAUGAGGGCCGUGUAGCAGCCUGUCAGCUACAUCUGCAGCUUCGACUCCCAAGUUCUCCUCCGCCAUGCAUAUUUUACAGUCCCGCUGCGUCAUCGGGUCCGCACUGUGGCUCAAUGGCCCGAAAAGGAAGAGGAAGAACAGCCAAUGUUCGGUGAAGAGUAUGACUGGGUACAUCCCCAGCUACCUCGAAAAGGAUGAGCCAUGUGUGGUGUGUGGCGACAAGGCCACAGGUUACCACUACCGCUGCAUUACCUGCGAGGGCUGCAAGGGUUUCUUCCGUAGGACCAUCCAAAAGAACCUCCACCCGGCCUACUCCUGUAAGUACGAUGGCUGCUGCAUCAUCGACAAGAUCACCCGCAACCAGUGUCAGCUCUGCCGCUUCAAGAAGUGCAUCGCAGUGGGCAUGGCCAUGGACUUGGUCCUGGACGACUCAAAGCGGGUUGCUAAACGGCGGCUCAUUGAGGAGAACAGAGAGCGACGCAAGAAGGAGGAAAUAGUGAAAACUCUCCAGAACCGUCCAGAGCCCACCACGUCGGAGUGGGAGGUGAUCCGCCAUGUGACAGAGGCCCACCGACACACUAACGCUCAGGGCUCCCAGUGGAAACAGAAACGCAAAUUCCUGCCAGACAAAAUCGGCCAGUCCCCGGUUGAGCCCUCGUCAGACGGAGACAAGGUGGACCUAGAGGCCUUCAGCGAGUUCACCAAGAUCAUCACUCCUGCCAUCACCCGCGUGGUUGACUUUGCCAAAAAACUGCCCAUGUUCUCUGAGCUACCUUGUGAAGACCAGAUCAUCCUGCUGAAGGGCUGCUGCAUGGAGAUCAUGUCGCUUCGAGCCGCCAUCCGCUACGACCCCGAGAGCGAGACGCUGACGCUGAGCGGGGAGAUGGCGGUGAAGCGGGAGCAGCUGAAGAACGGCGGGCUGGGCGUGGUGUCGGACGCAAUCUUCGACCUCGGCAAGAGCUUGGCGCAGUUCAACCUGGACGACACGGAGGUGGCGCUGCUGCAGGCCGUGCUGCUCAUGAGCUCAGACCGCUCCGGCCUGACCUCCAUGGACAAGAUCGAGAAAUGCCAGGAGACCUACCUGCUGGCGCUUGAGCACUACAUCAACUACCGCAAGCACAACAUUCCCCACUUCUGGCCGAAGCUUCUGAUGAAGGUGACGGACCUGCGGAUGAUCGGGGCGUGCCACGCCAGCCGCUUCCUUCACAUGAAAGUGGAGUGUCCCAACGAACUCUUCCCGCCGCUCUUCCUGGAGGUGUUCGAGGACCAGGAGGUGUGAAAACACGGUUGCAACCAACGGCAAAGGGAAGAGGAAGUGCGGGCAAACUUGGGAGAUGGGAAGGGCCAUCGUUUUUUUGUAGGGGAAGGAUGGAGGGAGAGUCCUCGAGGCAGGAAUCUGCGUUUUCUCCGGUCAUCACAAUUUACAGUUUGUGGUUUAAAAAAAAAAAAACUGGAACCAACAAUAACAGAAACAACACACCAGCAACAGGAGAGUCAAGCUAACAGAGGAUUUUGUUUUUUGAACACCCUCUCCUCCACCUCUUUCUCCUCCUUUUUCUUACCCCUGUUUUAAAAUCCGAGUGGGGGCCCUUCUGUCUGAGCAUGAUGUCUUAUAUAGUCAAAGUUGUAGCCAUUUGCCAAGACACCUACACAGAUACACACACACACACACACACACACACACACACACACACACACACACACACACACACACACACACACACACACACAAACCCAAACACAAUCACAGCCAGUUCCACCUCAGUUCUUCAGAGCAGCGCUCUUUGCAGGGGUCCGUUCCCCUCCUCUGGUUCUCUUUAGCGGUCACAGAUUUACACAUUUUGAAGCCCUGGUUCCAGCUCUCGUGCUGGGCAGCACCUCUCAGUAUUAUUUCUGAAGGCAGUAAUUGAAACAAACAUGGACAUUUUUAGUGCUCACAGUUAUGCAGGCACAUGCAAUCAGCGCACACUGCACAUGGAAUUUUCAGCAGAUGCUUUUUUUUGGCAUUAUUCUGGUGAAGGCUGUCGUAAAGCUGAGCCGCCAGAAGAACAUCAUUGUCUAUAUUCCUCAACUCAAUCUGAGCCGUUACAGCUUCUUCUACUUAGAUCCCAGUGAAAACCGGUGCUAUAUUUAUAAAAAAAAAAGGCUACUCCAGUUUUAUGAAAUACCUACCUUAAUUUGUGUCAUUGGACCGGCUCCUGUGACAUACAGUGUGCACACACACACACACUCUCACACACACUACACACACUACACACACAGACACAUGUGAGCAGACUUUGCCUUGUCAUUGCCCCUGCUGCUUGUUCCAGCAGCACACUGUCUUAUGAAUGACAAUUAAGCCCUUCUCCCUCCAAGGAGGAACUGCUUUGAAAAAAAAAAAACAAGAGGAAAAAGAGUGUAGAGGAGGAAGGGAGAAAGUUGGAGGCAGAGAGGAGGGAGGAGCAGAGUAAGAGAGGAAAUCAGAUUUAAUAUGCGGAUUGUAGAUUCAGAGCCAGGGGUCAGAAGCAAAUCCCCCACACCCAGCCUCUAAGGAGGUUUUGAAUAGCAGCAGCCACCAGCUAGACGGCAAAGCUCGACCUACAGAGACACACACGAACACUUUCUUUCUGUCUCUCUCUCUCUAUCUCUCUUUCACACACACACACACACACACACACACACACACACACACACACACAUAUAAACAUAAAAACACACAUCACCUCAGAGUAACGUGAAUGCCUCAUUUUACUGUAUGCACUGCAUGGCAGUGUCGAUAUACAGCCCUAACCUGCAGGGUUUGUACAGAGUCCACUCCUCACGGACUCCACUCAGUGUGGCCCCUUCAGGCUUCCAUACACAUUUGCCUUUUUUUACCAUGGGCGUCACUGAGAGCAGGCAAAUGCCAAGAAGGCUACCAUUUACCUCAAAGUGGACACACCCCCAGGCUGGGGCGGCAAUACUGCCCCUGUGGUGUCAGGCACUACCUCACCUCUGUGGACACAGGGCAGCUGCCCACAGCCUACACACAGACAUACACCAUCCAAGUUGGCGCAUGUGUAGAUUAACACGCAAAUGUGCAUACUUUUUUUGCAUAGGUGAACACUUGUAGUCAUGGAAAGACAAAAAAAAAGAAAACACUCACUGCAUACACACACACACCCUCAGUGCUAUCACUUGGUUGAAAUGAAAUACCACUGAAGACAGGAGGGCCGGCCAUCCCCCUGGAGGGUUUCUACCGGCUCCAGGGAAUGGUACCCAUCACAUUCGGGUUAUCUCUUUUUGUUAUGCGGGACCAAGUGUCAUCUUUUGAGAUUUUUUUUUUUGAAUUUUUUUUUGGGGGGAUUUACCUGUUUCUGUCAAUCGACUCACAGAAGCGACAAAGGACAGCGUGGUUGUGCAGCCCCGGCUGACACCCGUCAGAGCAAGCAGCAGAGAGGGAGAGAGAUAACAUGGAGUAACUGAAAAACCCCGUGGUGGCCCGCGUCCGUUGAAUUAGCAUGCACAGAAAGGACAGUCUCCUUCUGCAUCAUGGCGAUCUUCCACAGUACACUCAUGAUGACGACCAUCGGAUCCUGAUCAAUAUUCUCGCGGAAACAAGCUUGUAUCGUGCAUUAGACGCAAAUAAGUGGAAUGUUCUUAAACCGAAAAAGAAGCCUCUCCGAGAGGCGACUCAAAAAAGCUCUUUUUUAGUCUCAUGCACUUUAACAAAGCUCACCACUAUUACAGUCAUCUCCGUGGCAGAUAUCGUAGUGUACUAGCCAAACGACCAGUUAAGAAUGUUGAUUUGAUCAGAAAAAGCCCACUCUGUUCAUUCCUAUUGUGGGGCCAAGCCAAAUCUAACUGGGUUUACCACUCCAACGAGAAGAGAACGCAAAAGAAAGAAGAGACUAACAGAAUCUAUUUUAUACUUAAUGCCGAGCAGUAGAUCAUACUGGGCACUUGUACAGGACGGGUGAUCUGAAGCCCUCAGGAGUAACCUGUAAGGGAUCGUGGGUAAUCGUCACAGAUGGCCAAGCCUCACUGAAGUGUAUCUGGAUGGAGGGAGGAUUGGAACAAGACCUUUUGGGCACCAUGGCGGAGUCCGGUUUGAUUCCAAGCAGAAUCCCCUUCACGAGCGUCAUCCCCCCACCCACCUGCCCUACCCUACUCUAAACCAUAACAACGCCCUUCUCUGAGCCUAGCUCUGACUAAAUUGCACCCCAACCCCAUUUUAAAGGCCCCCACCCAGCCAGGCUGGUGGGAGCUUUUGCACUACUGCAACUAAUCAAAGUUUAACCCCCAACCCUUGUCGGCUUGUUAGUUAGUCCCCCGUCUGCUCUGUGUAACAGAGGCCAGCAGUCCCAGUGGGCCCAGUCCCCAACUUGUCCCCACGUUGUCAGUAUUAGACCUACAGCACUUGACCCUCAACCAACCCAACCAGGGGUGCAGAGACCCCUGCGAGAGGAUGGAAGGAGGGCUGUGAAGCACUUAUUAAAUCCUCCCAUUAGUACCCAUUUUCCCAUCAUCCUUUCUAUAGCAGAGCGACAGCCCCUCACCCCCAAAACAUCAUUAUCCCCUCUCCUCUUCCCUAAGCACCCUAGCUAUCAUACCUAAUUACCCUUGAGUGGGUUAUCCCCAUUUUGGCCCCAAAUCAUUGACAUCAAACGGGAUCCAGGCCUCUUCCUUGUGAGACAAGGCUGGCCAUAUUUGCCCCUUUAGAGCGGCGCCACCGGAUGAAUGUGAACGGCAAAGCAGCAGCAGCGAUGGGAACGAGAGACUUGAGCGCGAGAAUGUGAGGACGCGAGAGACGAAGAAAGCAUGGGACAAGAAAACACAAAAAAAACACAGCAGAGGGCCUCAAACCCUCGAGCGCCAUCAUCGACAUGGCUGAGAGAGGGUGGCGUGGCCGUUUGUAAAGACGAUGCUUACAAACACUCUGAUGAAGGGGAGACAGCGAUAUAAGGAGGAUGUACGGUCUCCCCUUCAGCUCCCACAACAACCCCCCCCCCGCUCCUGCUCCCAUGCCAGCUGAUAACCCCAAAUGUCCCCCCCUCAGCUCCCCGCCCCAAAAAGGAUAACCUCCAGCUUUCACAAGGUGCGGAUCAGAAAGAGAUCCCACAUUCCAGAAAUGCAGGUUUGGAGUUCCAAUACGUCUUUGAAAAAGAACUGAAAAAGAGAAAAUAUACAAACUUUGAUGUCCUUUGUUCCCGUGAGCUGACUGGGUAUGUGUGUGUGACAGAAGGGGUUAUAAUGCUGCUUUACCUUCUGAGUCUGAUUUAGAUUAAGAAAAAAAAAGAUAUAUGAAAUGAUUAUAAAUCCAUGAAACAAAAUGAAAAGAGAUGACUUUUAAAAAAAGACUCCUGAACAAAAUGAUUGGAGAUUUUUUCAUUUUAUUUUAUCAUUGUUUUCUUAUUUUUUUUGUUUCUGUUUGUUUUUUUUGACGCUUAAACUGCUCUGUGUAAAAAAGGAAAAAAAAUACAGCUGUAGUCACUUUUUGACCAUGCGUGCAGUGUAACAUAGAAAAUAUUUCACUUCUUUUUUUUCACAUCUAUAGUUUGUGUUGAUAAGCCAACUGAUCUGUUUGUCUGUGUGUCUGUUCAGCUGUCCGUCCCCUUUUAUCAGGAGGAAUUUACAAAAACCAACAAAACAGGAAUUUCUUUUUUUUUAUAUUUUGUUUUCUUUUUUAUGAAAUAUGACUUUGGAGAAAAAAGAAAAAAGCUAAACAGGAAAAAUAAUGCAACAGAAACUGAAAAUACAAAAAAAAAAAAGAAAGAAAGAAAGAAAAAAAAAAGAAACAAUCUCCUCAUACCUCACACAACACAAAACUCAAAGGAACUUGGGAGGAGUCAUAUUCUGCAGGCACAUGUGAAAGUUCAGAGAUGCAUAUAUAGAUUUAAAAAAAAAAAAUGUAUAUGUUAAGAUAAUAUGUGCUUGUGUGUACGCAUCAGAAAAAAGUUACAAAAGGACUUUUCCCUCAAGCUUUCAGGCUCUCUAUCUUAUCGAUUUGGUUCUUGGAAGAUUGGGAGAAGCGACGUCAAACACGAGAUGUUUGUUUGGCUGAGACAUCGUCAGCUAAUGUUAGCGCUUCUCCAACUUAAAGUCUACAGACAGUAAACUCAAAAUGUGAAUGGCCCAGAGACUGAGGGAUGAAGACUUUUGUAAUGGCUGAGUGUUUUAUGGUAUUGAAUGUAGCUGACAGGACGGGGCUGGACCUGAGCCCGGCACCCACAACCUAACUUCCACACACCAGCAGAAAAAGGAUAGUGGUGUCACAUAGACGUUACAAAACAACCAACAAAACUGAGAAUAUAUAUUGCCCGUCUGCAAGGUGCAAUACUAUGUUAUGUAUUUUUGUAUGUUUUCUGUUUUGAUUUUUUUGUUUCUUUUACGUUUUUUUCUUUUUUUGGCCAUAACCAAGGAUGUAAAUACAGAAACAUACAACACUCAAGAUUUAUUGCAACAGAGUAAAUUUAACCGCUCCAUCCCGCUGUCAGAAAAAAAGCUACGUAAUGUGUAAUGUUUCAAACAUUUGUAUGUAUGCACUCUCUCACAUGUGCAUGCCGUUUCCAUAUUCAUAAGUGCCCCGUGACAUUAAUCAUAAAACCCUGUGCCUCUUCUUGUUUGCAAAGAGAUAGAUUCGUACCCCUGAUGUUCUCACAACUUCAAGACACGCUACACAUGGAUACCUUUAGUUGUGUGUGUGUGUGUGUGUGUGUGUGUGUGUGUGUGUUUUUCAUCUGUGGAAUAGUUCUUCCAAACUUAUUGAUGUGAGUGUUGCCAGCAGCCACAGUGGCCUAAGGUUGAGUCGAGCUGCUGGGUUUGAGAGGGUUAAAAAUAGAACGAUAACAAGUUGUUAUUUGAAUGUCAGCUAACGUGGCUGCAACACACCCACAUCACAUAGUUAGGAAAACUCAACAAUGAAUUUCCCCCCAUUUGUGCGCUCCCCCAUCGCCUCCAAGAAGCCAGCCUGAUGAUCUUUCAUGCAAAGUUUUCUUGAUUAAAAAACAGUUAGGCGUAAUCAUGGACCAGUUUACAACAGGCUCCGUUUACACUAAACCCUUUUCAAAGUCUUGCAGCCAAACAACAAAAUUCUACACAGGAUGCCUCUCUUGUGGUUCUCUGAUUGCUAAAUGCUAACCGCAGGAGCACAACAGAGUGGUAUCAGAAGCUGUUAAGAAACACCCGAGAAAGAAAAACAUGUGCUUUGUAAUAGUAAGCUAAAGCCAAUAUAGCUAGCUAGCAACUCAAACUAUAAGUCUUAAAAUGUGACAACGGCUAAUCAGCUAACUUCACCUCAAAUGUCGCUACUUUGAAGCACUUUCUUGGUUAGCUAACUGACAUAAUUACACCUUUCAACCCCUUGAAGCUAUCGUCCCCAAGGGGAAAUUCUUCUUCACAGAAGCUAAACAAGAAGCUAGUUACUAUUAGACAGAUUUUAGUACUUCUCAAAUGAUUCUUGGAUGUCACACCUUUUUUCCUAAAUUCGGCUACUUUCUUGGUCAGCAAGCUUAGGUAGAACGGUUCUAACCCCCUGGUAGAAGAACAGCUCUGCUACUACCAUCAGCUGUUUCAAUAAAAUAUUGGUUAGCAUGGUAGCUAAACUCAUUUUUUUGAGAUCCUGUUGCUGUUCAAGACACGAGGUGGAGUUUAAAUGGAGUCUAAGAUCAUAAUGGAAGUUUAACCUUCUCGUUUUUCCAGCUCUGACUGGUUAGAAGUGAAGACAUUUCAGUUAACAGAAGACAACCCUAGCUGCAGUGAUUUGUGCUGUCUGAGUCGGAGGUUUCAAGGCUGGCUUCAUGGGGCUCCUCGUCCCUCCAUAGUCGUUAUGAUCCUGAUUUAUUCUCACAUGUUGACACAUUGGACAAGGGCGGGAUAUUGUCUGUGAUGUUUUUGGUUUUAUGAUUGUGUUUGGUCCCCCCUCUAUGCCAAAUGUAGAGUUUGUGAAGACAUGCAAGUAGCAAGAUGUCUAUGCAAUUUUCCCUCCAGCUCCCUUCAAAAAGACGAGUUCAUUGUAACAGCUACGAGCGACUCUUUACUUAUCAAAUCAAAUUCGGCCUGGCUUGAAUUCUGGAUGGUUUUUUCCGUAACCUGAAGACCCUGCUACCUUGUGAGGGGGCGAGGGUCACGACUACUCUGACCCGUAGGUCCAGCCGACUUGGCUGGACCUACGGGUCAACAAUUACACUCUGUGGUCCGGGUCUCGGGAUGAACAAGUAGGAGGGGUUCUCGGGAUGUUGUGGAGAAUAAGGAUUCUACGAAAUGUGCUGUUUUUUGUAAACUGCUCGGAAAGUGGCGUGUGUGUACAUGUGUUUGUGUUCUCUGGACGUCCGCAGGAUGCAACAUUCUCAUCGUUUGGUGGGUCGAUCGUUAAGACCUUGAAUUCAAAUUUUAAAAUUGAACCCCCUUCGAAAUAGGUGUGUGAAGCUUUAAUUUUUUUUUCUAUUUUGUGACCAAGUAAAUGUAAAAUCCAAGAGGAUUGUGGGUGGCUGAUCAUCAGCGGGAUGUACAUUGCAAUAGCGAGUUAUUACUCCAUUACCGCCGCUAUCGAUGCAUAGCGCGAGGUUUUAAAGUAUCUACAUCCCCCGCUGAUAAAUCGUCAACCUGCUGACUAUCAUAGUACUUUAGCACUUAACUAAAAUGCACUUUGAAUGGCCCAAACAAACCCGCAAUUAGUGGCAGUAAUAACUGCAACAGAAUAAAAAUAAAAAAUGUCACCCGAGCCAAUCGCCUUUUCCACUCUUUAAGCUUUUUACUAGAGUAGUUUAACCAGAAAAUAAACAUCCCUGCAGCCUUUAGGCGGAGACGCUUAAUGGCUAAUUAUAAAGUUUACAAUUAUUUUUUAAUGAAGUACAAUAAUUGAGCGAACAAACCCUUUUGGCGUAUUUCUCUUCUCAUCAGAUUUUAUUUAUACGUCUGUGGGGAAAUAAUAAUGUCAUGAAUACUUAUCAAAAAGCGCCCACCCGUGAGAACAUCAGACACACACACACACAUGUACACGCACAAACACCGACCACUUUUUGUGACUGGGUAAAGGAAGCUAUUGAAGGAUUCUCUCAGGUAAAAGAACAUUUUCUAAUAAAUGAUGAUGAACCUUAGAUGAAAA
Labrus mixtus (cuckoo wrasse) is the source of this 10122-nucleotide messenger RNA. It is a transcript of the gene thrab, whose product is annotated as thyroid hormone receptor alpha b. The record is from RefSeq and is a predicted model, not a curated record. Gene Ontology annotation, molecular function: nuclear receptor activity; zinc ion binding; RNA polymerase II cis-regulatory region sequence-specific DNA binding. NCBI's taxonomy places the organism in Eukaryota, Metazoa, Chordata, Actinopteri, Labriformes, Labridae. The coding region runs from base 1120 to 2334 and encodes 404 amino acids. The transcript has 8 exons. Gene Ontology annotation, biological process: retinoic acid receptor signaling pathway; thyroid hormone receptor signaling pathway; positive regulation of transcription by RNA polymerase II.